Leguminivora glycinivorella is the source of this 1746-nucleotide messenger RNA. RefSeq lists its product as uncharacterized. Bases 436 to 1746 code for a protein of 436 amino acids. The record is from RefSeq and is a predicted model, not a curated record. Lineage: Eukaryota; Metazoa; Arthropoda; Insecta; Lepidoptera; Tortricidae. The transcript has 4 exons.
UCUGUGCUGCUGCUGAUCAGUAUCGUGCAAUUAAUUGCGAUUAAAACGGGGACCAUGAAAUCAGAUUUGUCACAUAUACGCUUACACGUGUACGGGAGAUUAAGUCCGUAACUUAUCGCAGAUCUGACUGCGGCAGGAGCGAAAUCUCCGUAAUUAAUCUUAAUUGUGGCAUAUACGCAUACCCAGCUUUAUCUCCAGGACGAUCGUGUCGCUUACCAUAUGAUAUAUCAUCUGCGCAACCUUCGAGCAAUUCAAUCUGUGCGCUAUGCGUGUCCUGACAGAUCGAAUUAACGCAUUAUACAGAAAUAUUGGAAACAAGAUCUAGUUUCCGACACGGAUGGUGCACGGGUGAAGUUACAUGCGAAUGUCCAACAGUGUUCUAGUCUCAGUCAAUUGAAGCCUCUACUGAGUACCGCACGUCUUCGUUAAUAAGUCAUGCGGCGUAAGGAUACACCGCCUGUGCACAGUGCCGGGCGAGGACGAAGCCUGAUAUCAAUUAGAUCUAAUCAACCACAGCAGCGUAAGAUGAUACCAGCUUCUCGGACCCUGCUCCCUAGAAGUUACUCUUCACCGUCAACGCGAAGGGAUCAAGAGAGCGCUCCUCAAAGUCCUCUGCCCAGUCAAAGAAGCUACGUCAUGAGGAGCUUUUCCACUCCAGAGCCAAAGGCAAUAGAAUACCGUCGUAACUCAGACUCUUUCUACCGCCCAAAAACUCACGGUUCGCGAGGCGAGUUGGACUCUGAUCUAGAGAGCUUUGAACAGUUCGAGGACAGCUUUGUUGAUAUGGAUGAUGAUCAAGAGCAGAAUGUGUACGGGACGUAUAGCAGAAGUCCGGAGAAGGAGGAACCUAAACGAGUAAUGGCUACGUUACUGCAAGGGAGCGGGCUGCAGAGAAUCUCCAUCAGACCUGUGUCGUCCUGCACUACCCAGACUUUGUACAACGCGCGGGAAGCCAUGAAGGAGCUUCAAAGAAACCAACAGAAAGCUCGUCUCAACUUCCGUCCACUGACCAACCUACCGCACUCCGACCACGAUCAAGAGGAAGAGCUGCUGUCCUCUCCUCAGCUGGAUUUGGACACGGCGGAGAUGGACCAGCAGCUCCGCUCUGAGCAGCAGCUCAUGGAGCGAGGAGCAGCUAUGGCUAUGGAGGAGAGCGAUGGAGAUACGCUGGAUUUGAAUACGGCGGAGAUGGACCAGCAGCUCCGCUCUGAGCAGCAGCUCAUGGAGCGAGGAGCAGCUAUGGCUAUGGAGGAGAGCGAUGGAGACACGGUAAGCUUAAGUUUAAUGAUUACCCCUUUGACCACGAACAAGAGGAAGAGUUCCUCUUCUCAGCUGGACUUGGACAGGGCGGAGAUGGACCAACUGCUCCGAUCUGAGCAACAGCUCAUGGAACGGGGAGCAGCUAUGACUAUGAAGGGAAGCGAUGGGGAUACGCGGUCAGCGCGAUUCCGAAGUUUGCGUCAAAAAUACCGGCGGGUGCGCGCCGCGACGCUGAGCCUCAUUCGCGAGCCGGCGCCGCCGCCGACGCGACCGAACGACCGACCGACCGAGCCGACUCCCGCCGACCGAGUGAACGCGACAUGCGCGCGACCAGACAUGGGUAAUGUGCAGUGCUGCGCCAGCGGUCGCUUCUACGAGGGCAAGAAGACGAAAAGCCGAAGAAACAGAAGAAGGAUAAGUCGAAAGGAGUCAGUGCGAAGAAUAAUAACGUUGUUGGUGGUAAACCCAGUGCGGAUUGUAAAGUGA